This is a messenger RNA of Scomber scombrus (Atlantic mackerel), 3646 nucleotides long. Its product is annotated as semaphorin-7A-like. Gene Ontology annotation, molecular function: integrin binding; chemorepellent activity; semaphorin receptor binding. NCBI's taxonomy places the organism in Eukaryota, Metazoa, Chordata, Actinopteri, Scombriformes, Scombridae. Gene Ontology annotation, biological process: neural crest cell migration; positive regulation of macrophage cytokine production; positive regulation of cell migration. The record is from RefSeq and is a predicted model, not a curated record. The coding region runs from base 81 to 1913 and encodes 610 amino acids. The transcript has 14 exons.
UCCUCUUAUUUCUACCAGCAUGUUUGUUAUUAUCAAGCCUCAACGGUUUGACAGAGGCGAACUUAACGCGUUCACCAAGGAUGAUAUUCACAGAAAAAGAAUCAACAAUGAAAGGGUUACCAUUAUUUGGACACGAUACACCUGUAAGUAUUCUCGUGGAAGGAGACACUGUCACAGCUGUUGGACGAACACACCUGAAGUCAUUCAACGUUCAAGACCCUAACAAGGCUCCUGUGGAAAAGAAGGUGUCGUGGGUAGGAUGCAGUCCAGCACCAGGAACAGAUUGCAACUAUAAAAUCUCUGUGGUGGAAGAGACAGGCAAGACCAACGAAGUGUUUGUGUGUGGAACCAAUGGAAGGCAAACGUUGUGCUGUAACAUGAUGCUAUCACAGGAGUCAGCCCAGUGCAUUCCCUCUGAUAAUAUGAAGAAUAUUAAAGAAAGCAUACAGGAUUUCAUCAUAAAGGAAGGUGAACCAUCUGUUCUUGUCCUUCCAAAAUCUGCAGGAGAUGAGGCUCUCUUCAUUACACACUCUGGAUCUCAAGUCAGUGUUGGCAUCCACAAGUUUGGGAAAAAUAAAGUUGGACCAGAAACCCAUGAUAAAGAGCAGUACUAUGUGGGUUUGGUACGCAGUGAACGGAAAGACGAUGAGUUACAGAACAGAAUUUAUGCCUUCUAUAAGGAGAAAAACACGGACACCAGCUUGGACAGUGAGAUGUGGCUGCCCUAUGUGACCCAGGUUUGCAUGGCAGAUAAUGGUGGGCCCAAGAACAAUCUACAGUUCAGCUGGACGUCCCAGAUGAAUGCCAGGUUCUAUUGUGGAGACCCUGAAAACAGACAGUACUUCUCUGAGCUGAUAGAUGUGGCUACUAUACAUGCAGACCGGUGGCAGGAUACCAGGGUUUAUGCACUCUUCAGCAAUGAAUGGGGUAUGAGUGCUGUUUGUGUCUACACGAUACAAGAAAUUGACGAAGUCUUCACCAACUCCCCUUUCAAAGGCCCUGACAUGCAAAACAGCAGGUCUAGAACGUGUGUUGAAGAUAGCACAAAGAUGUCUAUAGAAGCCCUGAACUCGAUCAAGAAGGCCUCAGAGAUGGUGCAGUGGGUCCGGCCUGUGGGAAACUCUGGCCCACUUCUGAUUAAUCGACACAGCUACACUCACAUCCUUGCUGACAGUCCGCAGCAGAAGAGGAACAAUCACCACCCGGUCCUGUUUCUGUCUCUAAAGAAUGGAGGAGUUCACAAGGUGACGCAGAAUAAAAGUCACGCCUUUGUCAUCGCUGAAAAUCAACCUUUCAACCAUAGUGCCCACAUCCUCAGCAUCACCCUCAACCAUCCCUCUAGGAAACUGUAUGUGAGCUCCGCACGUGAACUGGUCCAACUGAACGUGGCAGACUGUACCCAUUAUGGAGACACCUGCCAGGAAUGUAUCUUAGCCAGAGAUCCGUACUGCGGCUGGAAUGGCGUACGCUGCGUCCUUGCAACACAGAACACACUGCAGGAUGUGGACAAUGGGAGCCAUGCUGAAUGCCCUUCUCCAUCAAAGUUUCAAAGCUUAAAAGGAUCAGGCAGCAGUGCAGAUAGCACUAUGGACAGGAUUAAGGUCCCCUCUAAGUCCAAGUAUUUCCUCCAGUGCCCAGUGACUUCCCACCAUGCCCAGUACAACUGGCACCAUGAUAAUGAAAAACCAGUAUCCUGCAGCGUGAGGGAUCAACAGUGCCUUCUUUUGAUCGACAGCAUGGGUCCUGAGCAGGUGGGAUCUUACAAAUGUGAGUCAGAGGAGAUGGGCUACAGAAAAGUCCUGGCACAGUACCGACUAGAGAUGGGAAGCGGGUCAGGGAUCCGCUCAUCAAGCCCACUGGUCCUGGUUUGUCUGGUGGUGACACUGAUCAAGAGUGUGUCCUGCUGGUCCUGAGUAAAUAUGAUUCCAAUGAAAAGAGACAGAUGUUAAUAUUGAAUCAUCAUCAACCAAAAUAUUUUGUUACACGUUGUUUUAUUUUUUCUUAGAUUAACUAACAAAACUAAAGCAUUCCAAGUGCAGUAACAUUUUUGAUGAAAAUUUCAAUUUGACUAACGCUCUGCUUCAUUGAUGGUGAAAAUUCAAAUUACAAUAAUCUAUCAUACAUGAUUAGUCAUGGAGGCCGCUGUGGAGGUUCAAAGCACAUAUUCAAAUGAAUAUAAAGCAGAAAAUGUGUUUAAAAGUUGAAUCCUCUCCCUCUGAGCAUGUGCAAAUCCUUUCACCUUCCGCUGCACUGUAUAUGCACCUUACGCCUUCAGAUGCGCUUAAACAGCGGAAUGGAUAUUUCAGCAAUAAUAAUUCCACAUCUUGUAUAAUUUAAUGUUUGUAACUAUGUUUCUUGACGACUUUGUUCCAUGUGUUCAAUGCAAAAAGUUUCUCAGACUUAUUUCUUUUAAUGAAAGUUCUUCAAAGUUGAGUGUGAAAUAUGAGUGGUCAGCAAUAGUUAGUCUCCUGUAUUAUUAUUCCUAGGAAUGCAGGAAAAGAGGAUAAAAGUCUGAACCACGUUACCUGUUGUUAAUCUAAGAACCCUCUGGUGUUUUGAAAGUUUUUUCAGUGACAAUCUUUCAGUUUAUCAGAUACUUAGCUGGAAUGUAAUGAUACUAUGUGUUGGCAAAGAUGGUAGCAUUACUGUUGAGUUGCUUAAUAUGCUGAAACUAGAUUCUUACAGAAAGAUGCAAUGUGAUUCUUGUAACAAGCCCUGCAAGUGUUGCACCUACUUCCCUUAAUGUGAUGCAUCAUAAGCAAAGUGUUUGUAUUAGUGUGCACUUAGCUGCAACUUCCUUUGUUGUUGUACUACCUCAUUUUUGUUGGUUGCACUCUGAGCCAUUUAGUCAAGACUGUUAGUAAUGUUCAAGAUCUCAACAUCAGAUUUUGAAAUGUUGAAAAUGCAAAGUUGAUAUGUGGUGAUAUGAGUCACAUGUUAGCACUUGUUGCUUUCAUUCAGAGCUUAAGCACUUUAUUUUGGGAAUAUUUUAUGUGAUUGUGUGAUGUUUGUAACUUGUACAGAUUUGAACUCCUAGAAUGUCAUAUCAGUGCAACAGAAGCAGCAAUACUUUUUUAAAUUUCAAACAUUCUCCUUCUGUGUCAAAACCUGGUGCCUACAUUACCCACAAUGCAAACAAAUUCCACAGACGUCUGGUAACGUCACUUCUUUGUAAUGCCACACCUUUGUCAGUAAUCAUCAGCUGUAACCCACGCAACCUUCAGUGACACCUGAGGACACUUAUCAGAUUUCAUUCAUAAGAACGUGUUGUACCACUUCCCAGAAACGUCAUUUGUAAAAAUGUUGCAGUUUCUUUAACACUUUGACUCACUGGUCAACGUAAGGUUGAAGAGAUAAAUGUGGCAAAAAUCCAAAUCAAUUGCUCAAAUUUUAUUGUAUAUUAUGUAAACAGGAUGUCACACCCACACCCAGUAAUGCUAAUGAUACCUGGCACAGGGCAGACACUUGGUUUUGGUUGUUGUAUGUUGUUUAACCUCCACUUUUGAUUUGUACACUGUGCAUUGCUAUAUAUAUUUUUGUAAGUUAAGAAAAUAAUUUUAAACCAUGUUUCUGUAUGUAUAUGCAUUCUUUUCUCUCUCUAUGUAUAUGUGUGUAUAUAUACAAAUGUUUUUAAAUUAAAAGUUUA